Molecule: messenger RNA, 567 nt
Organism: Moneuplotes crassus
Lineage: Eukaryota; Ciliophora; Spirotrichea; Euplotida; Euplotidae
Source: the annotation of a GenBank genome assembly
AGAAAAUGCAGGGCCCAUCAGACGACGAAAUUAAGAAACAAGCUGAGAAGGAGAAAAUAGAGAAGUUCAAACAAAGAGGAAGGAAAUACAAGGUUGACAUGAGGCCAAGAGUCUUUAUAAGGAAAAUGAGGCUAGAACUCCUCGUUUUUGGCUUCGGCGUCACCUGUGCUCUCUGUCUUCCUUACUACAUGAAAGCAAUUAGUAGAAAGAGGCAGGAGAAUAGGCGCCUUGAUUUAGAAGAAGCUUAUGCUAACUCUUUUGGCAAGAACCAAUCGGAUUUUGCGAAGAUGGGUGGUGUUGUCAAAAUUGACAAGUCAGGCAACAGAAGCAUCAUUAACCAAUCCCAAGAUGAUGGGAUGGAUGACUUUAUGAGGGAAGUCCAGGCUGCUAAUGAUCUUGCUAGAGAAGACAGCAUGUUAUCUAAUCAGAGUGAUCACUUCGGCGGACUUGGAAGUCAAAAUAUUCAAACUCGCAGAUUUGGUCAAAAGAGUUCAGGAUUCACGGGCAGAUAUAAUGAAUAAUUCCGGAUUGAUAUGCUUGGUUAACCUAAGGAAAAUUCAAUAUUUC